Messenger RNA from Cryphonectria parasitica EP155, 1524 nucleotides. RefSeq lists its product as uncharacterized. The record is from RefSeq and is a predicted model, not a curated record. Bases 1 to 1242 code for a protein of 413 amino acids. The transcript is spliced from 4 exons. Lineage: Eukaryota; Fungi; Ascomycota; Sordariomycetes; Diaporthales; Cryphonectriaceae. Gene Ontology annotation, molecular function: zinc ion transmembrane transporter activity. Gene Ontology annotation, cellular component: Golgi apparatus; membrane. Gene Ontology annotation, biological process: intracellular zinc ion homeostasis; transmembrane transport; zinc ion transport.
AUGCAAGGCCGGCAGAACGCCCCUCCUCCGUUGUUGACGGGCAACGGCUGGAAGACAAGCGCUACACCCGCGGGGAAGCCACUUGUGACGCCGACGAAUGCUGUCUUUGCUGGACAAUACAAACCCCCAACAGCUACGCUGUCCAAGACGGUUCACGAUCAUUCCGCCGAGCGGUCGAGAUUCACGAAUGCACUCCUGCCCUACACUGCAAGAUGGCCUAUGCUACACAGCGUCAUGACGGAGAAGGAUUCGCGGAGGAUCUUUUAUUUCAUGAGUCUCAACUUCUCCUUCAUGGCUGUUCAGGCCUUUUAUGGCUACGUGACGGAUUCGCUUGGCUUGCUCAGUGACAGCAUCCACAUGUUUUUCGACUGCGUUGCCCUUGGUGUUGGUCUGUUCGCCUCCGUGGCGAGCAAAUGGCCGCCCAACGCUCGCUUUCCCUAUGGGUUUGGUAAAGUCGAGACGCUGAGCGGUUUUGCGAACGGUGUCUUUUUAGUGCUCAUAAGCGUGGAGAUCAUGAUAGAGGCUUUUGAGAGGAUCAUAGAGGGGAGGGAGACGAAAAGGCUGGCUGAGCUGUUCAUCGUGAGCAGUCUAGGUCUCAUCGUGAACCUGGUGGGGAUGGCUGCGUUUGGCCACCAUCAUCAUGGCCACGACCAGGGCCAUCAUGGUCACUCCCACGACAACGAGAAUAUGCACGGCAUUUACCUUCAUGUUCUGGCCGACACCCUCGGCAGCGGCGCCGUCAUCGUCUCGACUGCCCUGACACAUUUCUUUCCCUGGGCUGGAUGGGAUCCUGUCGCAUCCUUCCUCAUUGCGGCGCUCAUUCUGGGCUCCGCGGUCCCGCUGAUCCGAUCGUCAGCCUCAAGGCUUCUUCUGACUAUUCCUGACCAGGUCGAGUACUCACUUCGCGAUAUCCUCUCCGGUAUCACGGAACUGCGUGGGGUCGCUGGCUACGGCGUGCCCAAAUUCUGGAUCGACGAUCGAGUUAGCGAUGACAACUCACCAGGCGACAAGCUGAUCGGCUCGAUGCACGUCCUCGUGGUCCGAGGGGCAGAUAUGGAGGACGUGCGGAUGCGCGUGCAACAGUACUUUUCAGAAAGAAACAUCGACAUCACUCUGCAGGUGGAGAGAGAGGGCGAUCCGAAUUGCUGGUGUGGUAUGGGCAAGAGCCCGCUCUCACCAUUGAGCGCGACGAGUGCCAUGCCGUCGACGCCAAUACUGUCGCAGAGGCUGAAAGGGCGUUAGGGGCCCCUUUUCAGGGGCGCUUGGCGACAUUCUGGGUGAUGAGACCGUUGGCAUUUCAUUUCACUUGGCACGGCAUGUUAGAUUCUCACUACAACAAGUCCAUUAGAUAUGUACACUUACUUGGAUGGAGCAUGGUAUAUAUGGACGCUUGGAGCGUGCUGCACACAUACUAGUUGGACAUACGCUACUGGUACUAUGGAGGUGGUACACGUAUAGAGAGAGGGUGGCUACUGAUAGACUCGAGAUACCCUUCAACUUCCGAUUGCCAUGAGUGGUAGCAAC